AAAGUACCAGCACCCGUCCUCCACUCCCGACACACUCACACUCUCUCUUUCCCUUGCCCUGUGCCUGUCUCUCUCCAUUCUACCAAGUAGCCGGUCAGAUCCUUUCUCUCUCUCUCGCUCUCUCUCUCCUGCCCUGUCGACAUCCAUCAAGCGUUCCACGCCUUUCUCCCUCAGCCUCCAAAGCCGUGCCCGUCUGCCGUUACUGCUGCUGACCGUCCGUGUCUCUAUCUACAACAAGUUCCCUGGGACAUUUUUGGAAGCUUUUUCCUCAAGACAUUUCUUUUUUUGCUAUCUCCCUGGAGACGCCAGUGCAUGUGGUGCUGUGUGUGAAAGGGUCUAGUGUUGCUCUUUGCCCUGGGGGUCUCUGUACAGCAUUAACCAGAGGAGAAGACUACUUGACAUCAUGAUCAAAGUUCAGCUGCUGCUUCUGCUGGCCCUGGUCGGCCACCUCUGUGCCGUCGCACACGCAAGCACACUGGUGACACCAGUAGAGCUGGUGACAGAUUCCCCUGCUGUUCCCGAGGCUACGGAGGCCCUCAAAGAGGAAGAUCCCGUAGUCACCCAUGCCCCUUCAGCUGAACCCGAAGCUACGGCCGAGGAUGUCGUAACGGACACUCCUGCCGCCGAGGAUGUCACAACGGACACCCCUGCCGGAGAAGAAACCGCCGCUACUGAGGCUGCUGCCACAGAGGUCGCUCCUGUGGAGACCGAAGCCCCUGCCCCUGCCACUGAAGCUGCCAAGCAGGAGGCGGCCACAACUAACGCCCCUGCCAUCCACACCGAGGCCCCGGCUGUGCCCGAAGCUGAGGCCACGACAGCUGCAGAGGCUAAGGAGGUGGUGGAGGUGGAGGAACCAGAGGAGGGUAUGGGCUCUGGACAAGUGGUUGGUAUUGGGAUCGGUGCAUUGGUGGCAGUGAUCGUUGUCAUCGCCGUGGUGAUCGCCGUGGUGAGGAGAAUGGGCAAAUACUCCCCCUGAGGAGAAAGGCUGCAAGACAGGAAGUCCCCAAAAAGUUCUGGCAAUUCUGAUGUAAUUUCCUGUCAUUAAACAAGCAUUCUACCAGCACUCUAACUUAACCAGGAUCUUGGACUGUUGACAAAAGGAGGGGAAGGUGUGUGGGGGAGGAUGUUUGCCCACUUCUCCUCUUCUCCCCCAAUCCCAAGACGGAGCCAUUGACAUCAACGGCCCUGUACAACCACACAGCAAACCCCCAUACCAACAACCAAACUGAAAAAAAGGUUGCCCACAGGAUGUCAAAGUGAAUUUCAGGGUCUUUCAUUUGGAUUUGUAAAAAUAAGUAAGGGAUUAUCUCACUUGUGGUAGAAAACGCUCUCUCUUAUGCAAGGGUGUGUACAUUAACACAGAUGUGCAUUAGAGUUGGUGAAGAGGACCUAUACAAGAAAAAAUGGGAAUAUGGAAAAAAGGAGAUGGGAGAGAAUGUUGCGAAUUCCACGGGGUGUAUAUACCAUGCAAAGGGACUAUAGUUAUUACUUUAUCAUAUGUUGCAGUUGCUCACUAUAGCAUUCAGUAUAUGGAACAUUGCAAAGCAGCCAAAGGCUAUUGUGGCCAAUGGACCUAACUGAAAAUCCCUCUGAAGAACCAACCACAUUAGUAUUUUGUCACCUUAACACCUAGCCAAUGAGUCCCUCACUACAGAAAUGUUCCAACAACUAUAUGAAGCACUGUAUGCAGAAGUUGUUUCGACAUUGUGCUCAUGUCCUGGGGGUUAGCGAGGGGCCAAUGAAAAGACGGCUCAUUUGCAAGUGCAACGUGACAUUCUGCCAGCUUUAACACUGACAUAAAAACCUAGUACAUAUCUGUGAAAUUUAGCAGAAGGGUUUGUGCCACUGUCUCUGGUAUUCCAUGGAUAGUUUGGAGAUGUUACUAUUGAAGUACAUUAAUGUGAAUUGACUGUACUUUAACUGCCACCCAUUCCAAUAGGACAGUUUUGACAACUUCAGGUUUCACCAAAAAAUGUGUUCCAUGUACAGGUAGUGGUUAUUAGCCCCCAUUCUGCUAGCAUUGUCUUUUAUAAUGUAUCCACUGUACUUCUGCUUACUUUAGUUUGGAUAGAGUAUACCAAGCAAAAAUACACACAGAUUUUCUUCAUAACCGUUAGUAGUCAUUAACGGGUGUAAAAAUCAUUCAGUCUCAGCUUAGCUCCGCUUGCAUUAAGAACUCAGUUAAUAAGUGCACUGAAUGAGUGAUGAUAAUUGUUGAAUGAAUCCGCUUUAGACACUGCAAUCGUUUGCGACGACAUUUAUGUUCCGCUUUUGCUCCAUAUUAUCAACUCUAGGUCUUUAAUUUUACUGUCUGAUUUCUUCAAGUCCUUUUAUUUAAUUGCAGUGUGUUUGUUCAUACUGUUUCAAUAAAAAAAGUGAAAACACUCCACAAAUAUA
Messenger RNA from Oncorhynchus gorbuscha (pink salmon), 2397 nucleotides. Its product is annotated as serine-aspartate repeat-containing protein I-like. NCBI's taxonomy places the organism in Eukaryota, Metazoa, Chordata, Actinopteri, Salmoniformes, Salmonidae. Bases 404 to 976 code for a protein of 190 amino acids. The transcript is spliced from 4 exons. The record is from RefSeq and is a predicted model, not a curated record.